AUGGUAUGUCAUAUUCCCUCCUUCUUCCGAAACUCGUACGAUUCAGAUAACACCACAUUCUCCCCACAAGGAAAGUUAUUCCAAGUUGAAUACGCUUUAGAAGCAGUCAAACAGGGAUCAGCAGCUAUCGGCUUACGAUCCAAGAAUCAUGCUGUAUUGUUGACUCUCAAGCGAUCAACAGGUGAAUUAGCGACGUAUCAAAAGAAGUUGAUAAGGAUCGAUGAUCAUGUCGGUGUGGCUAUUGCCGGUCUGACGAGUGAUGCGAGGGUAUUGAGUAAUUUCAUGAGACAACAGGCUAUGAGAUCUAGGAUGACUUUCGGGAGAGCUAUACCUGUAGGAAGGAUCGUACAAAGUAUUGCUGAUCGAGCUCAAACGAACACACAAGAAUACGGUAGAAGACCAUAUGGUGUAGGAUUCUUAGUUAUCGGACAAGAUGAAACUGGCCCACAUCUAUACGAAUUCUCACCUUCUGGAACUGCUUUCGAGUAUUACGCUCAUUCGAUUGGAGCGAGAAGUCAAAGUGCUAAGACUUAUUUGGAGAAGAAUUUUGAGAGUUUCGAAGAUGCCCCACUGGCAGAACUGAUCAAUCACGGUCUUUCCGCCCUUCACGACACCCUACAACAAGACAAGUCACUCUCCCUACACAAUACCUCCAUCGCCAUCAUCGGCCCUCCCGACGCGGAAAUUGAGAACCUAGCUCAAUCUGCCGCUGCCAAACGAGGUAAUUUCAGGGUAUGGGAGAACGAGGGAGUAGAAGAAUUGUUGAAAGCUUGGAGAAGAAGUAGGGGUGAGCCUGAAGAUGGACCUCAAGAGGAACAACCUGCUACUCAACCUUCGGCUGAACAGGCUCAGUCUGCCGAAGGCAGUGAGAACGCUCCUGCUGGUGCACCUGCGGGAGGGGAGGAUGUGACUAUGGAGGAGCAAUGA
Messenger RNA from Kwoniella botswanensis, 927 nucleotides. RefSeq lists its product as uncharacterized. NCBI's taxonomy places the organism in Eukaryota, Fungi, Basidiomycota, Tremellomycetes, Tremellales, Cryptococcaceae. The record is from RefSeq and is a predicted model, not a curated record. Gene Ontology annotation, cellular component: nucleus; proteasome core complex, alpha-subunit complex; proteasome core complex. The transcript is spliced from 8 exons. Gene Ontology annotation, biological process: proteasomal protein catabolic process; ubiquitin-dependent protein catabolic process. Bases 1 to 927 code for a protein of 308 amino acids.